Molecule: messenger RNA, 565 nt
Organism: Mucor mucedo
Lineage: Eukaryota; Fungi; Mucoromycota; Mucoromycetes; Mucorales; Mucoraceae
Exons: 1
Coding region: 43-324 (93 amino acids)
Source: RefSeq, a predicted model, not a curated record
AAAGAAAGUUAAAAAACCGGGGAAUGCAACGAUUUUAAUUCCAUGAUUGUUAGGCAAAUCAAUUUUUUUUUUUACUGUUUGUUACCCUCUUUAUUGGUCAUCUUUAUAAAAGUGCGCAUACCUUUUAUCUGUUGCUCUCCCCCCAGUAACCUUUAUCUUCUUCUUUUACUUCAAUACACACUUUCCCCCCAAUUAAAAUUCAUUUUUAUAUACACUCACUUACCAUUCCUUAUGAGCAACAACAAAAAAAAGGGCCAUCCAUUAUCAUCGGUCCAAAUAAUUCCAAGUGUGCAUGAAUAUUAUCGUAAACAUCGUUUUAGAUAAAUAAAAAUAUAUCGUGCAUCACUACUGCUUUCUUUUCUCUCUCUCUCCCUCUCACACAACUCAAUGCAGGCAGACAAUAAACUUUUUUUUUUAUUUGGUAAACGUUUUUUUUUUUUAGACAAUAAAUCCCUUAAUAAAAGUUACAAGUAGCUAAAUGCAGCUUCAUUUUCUUACUCUGUUCUCGAGUAACUAAGCAGGGAAAACCUGUUAUUCUAAUUGUAUUUCUGUGUUUUCGGCAAAU